ACAGCGCAUCAGUUGCCACGUAAGCUUGCAACUGUAAAAGAAACUGUGCUUCUUCAUUAAUCUUUCUUAAUUACUAAAUUAUUUAAUUAUCCACACUGUUAGUUAAUUAAUCACCAUUACUGAGCAAACAUAGAUUCUUAAUCCCACAGGUCAAAUCUACAUUCUCUCUAAUCUCAACAGUUAUCCUUCCCUUCCUCCAUUUCUGCAACUUCCUUUGAUCUCUCUCUCUCUCUCUCUCUCUCUCUCUCUCUCAGCUUCAAAAACCUUUCACUCCAUUGUUUCUCCUCUUCUUCUUCCUCCUCCUUUGAUUUUUAUAUGUAUUUUAACAUUUUCGCGUCAUGAAAAAUCCACAGACCAUGCAGUCUCGCUCAAAGCCCCAUGAAGAGUUUACUAAGAGAGAAAUUGGACAGAGCAAAAGUUGGGCUGAAACAUUUUGUUGUUUGGGUUGUUCGUGCCUACAGCUGUUUUGGCCCAGAGUGGUCAUGCGUAAAUUGCUUAACAUCUCCACCAAAGAUUCCGAUUACAGUGCCGACACUGACUCAGACGACGGUGACAAUGAUUCUGCUUCUGAUACCGAAGAAUUUUGUGAGUACGGUGGAGAAUCGCGGUUUAGAGGUAAUGGAGGAGAGGAUGCUCAGCUUGAUCCUAUCAAUGAUGCUCUUCCAAGAUUAAGGAGACGAAAAUCAGAAACUUUUAGGACACAGUAUAUAAACACAAAGGAACUCAGAAUAUGCAUUGGUACAUGGAAUGUUGGAGGAAAACUACCACCUGAUGAUCUAGAUAUUGAUGAGUGGAUUGAUAUUGAUGAACCUGCUGACAUCUAUGUUUUUGGUCUUCAGGAGAUUGUGCCAUUGAAUGCUGGGAAUAUAUUUGGUGCUGAAGAUAACCGCCCAGUUCCAAAGUGGGAAAACAUUAUUCGUGAUGCACUGAAUAGAAUUCGACCAACAAAGACCAAAGUUAAAUGCUAUACUGAUCCCCCAUCUCCAUCAAAAUUUAAGCCAUCUGAUGAUGUGCCAGAUAUAGAAGAGAUAUUACUUGAAAGUGAUAGUGAUAUUGGUGAGGAAAUUCAUCCAUUGGAUCAAGAUGAAGAUAGUCCGGACAUGGGUGACAUGGAUGUUAAUUCUGGAUUAGCAUCGGAUAAUAGUGGUAAAUUAGGUGUCCCAGUAGAAGAGAAUUUACAGAGGCAAUUUUCUUCUCCAAAGAAAUUAAGUAGGCUAAAUUGUUUGCGGACAGAAGAUUCUGCUGGAGAUGUAGAAGUAGCGGCAGGUCAAAACAACCGCAAGUUAACCAAAAUGCUUAGUGGCACUGAAAGGAUUGGUUUGAGCUGGCCAGAGCCCCCAUUAGACUUGUUAUCUCAGCAUGUUUUACAGAGACCAAAUUCCUUUAAAGCAGUUAAAUCUUUUAAAGCAAGCAAGUCUUUUGGAGCAUAUAAUUCUUUCAAGUUACUCACAAAUGAAAUGCAAUCGGACAUAGCGUUUCUUGCAGAACUUGACCUUGAAGCUCUCAUGAAACGCAAAAGAAGAUCAUCAUAUGUAAGGAUAGUAAGUAAGCAGAUGGUUGGAAUUUUCCUCACAAUUUGGGUUCGUAGGAGCUUGCGAAAGUACAUUCAGAACUUGAAAGUGUCGACCGUUGGCGUUGGGGUCAUGGGCUACAUUGGUAACAAGGGAUCGAUAUCAGUCAGUAUGUCUAUAUAUCAGACUCUUUUCUGUUUUAUAUGCACUCACCUGACAUCAGGUGAAAAAGAUGGAGAUGAACUCAAAAGAAAUGCUGAUGUGCAUGAAAUACAUAGGAGAACUCUAUUCCAUGCCAAUUCUGGUAUUGGUCUUCCAAAACGCAUCCUUGAUCAUGAAAGAAUUAUUUUGCUGGGUGAUUUGAACUAUCGGAUCAACUUGUCAUAUGAGAAAACACGAGAACUAAUCUCCCGAAAGGAGUGGUCCAAGUUAGAGGAGAGGGAUCAGCUUGUACGAGAACUAAGAAAGGGUCGUGCAUUUGAUGGAUGGACUGAGGGUACAUUAAAUUUUCCACCAACAUAUAAGUAUGAAAUAAAUUCAGACAAUUAUUAUGGAGAGGAUUCUAAAGCUGGGAGGCGUGUUCCAGCAUGGUGUGAUCGCAUCCUUUCUUAUGGAAAGGGAAUGAGGCUACUCAAGUACAGGAGAAAAGAGCUCAAACUUUCUGAUCAUCGACCUGUUACAGCCACUUAUAUGGCUGAGGCUGAGGUGUUCUGUCCUAGGAAGCUACAGAGGGCACUCACAUACACAGAUGCAGAGAUUGAAAAUGAGGAAGUUCUAGAAGAAACCAUUGAUGUUGGAAUGAGCCAGUUGAGAUUCGAGAAGUUUUAAUCUGAUGCAGGAUAUUUCUUCAUGGGAGCGUUAAUGGAGUCAAUGUAUUAUAAAAGGCAAAAAGCUUGAAGUAACUUUGCAAUUCUUCACUAUAUAAGAACUAGAUCCAUCCUUUUGAUUUUGCCAUUUUUUUCGCGAUAUUGUAAAUUCCAGUUAUUAUAUUUAGUGUGUUAACUUGAGGGGUUUGUCCUAUAGGGUUCAUAGAAAGAUUUAAGAUAGAAAGUGUGGUGGGUCUUUACGUGUGCAUCAAAGAAGGUAAUGUGUAUUUAGAGAACAAUCCUUGAGGUGUGCAGCACUCUCCAGUCUCAUGGAUCAUUAAUGUUGAUGUAAAAAAAUAAUAAUAACAAUUAAUGCAUGUGUUUAGUGAGUUGGUGCUGCUA
This is a messenger RNA of Hevea brasiliensis (rubber tree), 2719 nucleotides long. RefSeq names its product type IV inositol polyphosphate 5-phosphatase 3. NCBI's taxonomy places the organism in Eukaryota, Viridiplantae, Streptophyta, Magnoliopsida, Malpighiales, Euphorbiaceae. Gene Ontology annotation, molecular function: phosphatidylinositol-4,5-bisphosphate 5-phosphatase activity; inositol-polyphosphate 5-phosphatase activity; phosphatidylinositol-3,4,5-trisphosphate 5-phosphatase activity. Gene Ontology annotation, biological process: phosphatidylinositol dephosphorylation. Bases 339 to 2339 code for a protein of 666 amino acids. The record is from RefSeq and is a predicted model, not a curated record. The transcript has 11 exons.